Messenger RNA from Anoplophora glabripennis (Asian longhorned beetle), 740 nucleotides. It is a transcript of the gene Swip-1, whose product is annotated as EF-hand domain-containing protein D2 homolog. Gene Ontology annotation, molecular function: calcium ion binding. The annotation marks the transcript as partial. The transcript has 2 exons. The record is from RefSeq and is a predicted model, not a curated record. Lineage: Eukaryota; Metazoa; Arthropoda; Insecta; Coleoptera; Cerambycidae.
AUUCAACACAAACAAAGAUGGUUACCUAAGCUUAGAUGAAUUAAAACGUAUGAUGGAGGUCUUGGGUGCCCCACAGACCCAUAUAGGCCUGAAGGGUAUGAUAAAAGAAGUAGAUGAAGAUGGUGAUGGUCGUCUUUCUUUCCACGAGUUCAUGUUGGUUUUCCGAAAAGCUCGUGCGGGCGAAUUGGAUGAGGACUCUGGUUUGGGCCAACUUGCCAGGUUAACAGAAGUCGAUGUAGACAAAGUUGGUGUAAAUGGAGCCAAGGAAUUUUUUGAAGCCAAGAUCGUAGAAUUAUCUAAAAAGAGCAAAUUUGAAGAUGAAAUUCGCCAGGAACAAGAGGAACGUAAGCGCAUGGAAGAAGAGAGAGCAAUGAGGAGACAAGAUUUCUUGCAGAAAGCUGCUAUUUUUAAGUAAUAUCUUUUUUUUUAUCGUAACUGACAUCUUACAAUUCUAACUCUUUUCUAAUUAUACCUGACACAAGUAGACUGUAUUUAUAACAAUCACCUUUCAAUAUUUUAUCUAUUUAUAUGACAAAUUAAAAAAGUUGAGCUGAAAGUAAUUUUUUUUAUAAACGCUUAUACACUUUAAUGGUUUUUAUUAAUUUAUCCACGUUUCUGUUGUAAAUAAGUCUAAGUAUGUUUGUAGUUAAGUAAUAUAAAUUUUAAGUAAUAAUUAUAAGCUUAUAUUUGUAGUAUUUGAUUGUGAUAAGUUUUCUUGUACAAUAAAGUUUUAUAUUAUU